CAGAGCCUAACGCGCAUGCGCCGCCCUAGGACAACUCUGGGAUCCCUUGGCCGGCCUUUUCGUACAGCCCCGCCCUCUCCCCAAAGCCACGCCCACCGGUCCCUCCUCAGCGAUUGGACCCGCCCCGGCCCGCGGAGGGAUCACGUGACGCCCCGGGAAGAGGAAAAGGAAGUGUCCCCGGCGCCGGCUCGGCGGGGCUUUCCGAUGCGGUCCGGAUGGAGGCGAGGCCGGCGCCUGAGGGAGAGGACGCGGAGGCUGCUCUCCAGCCUGCGCCACAACCCGAGCCCGAGUUGCUUCUGGAGUGAGAAUUGGCUGUCUGCAAGGACGUUGCCCAGGGGACAUUGCCCGGAUGUUUUGAUGUUUUUACCAUCCUUGUGGGAGGCUUCUCUCACGUCCCCGCAUGGAGCUGAUAGAGGGAACUCAUCCGCACUCUCUCUGGGUGGAAUUCGAACUUGGCAGCCUUCAGGAGAGCCCCUCCUCGUGGCAGAGCUGAAACCAGGGCAGCCUCAGCCGUAUGACUGGAAAUCCAGCUGUGAGACCUGGAGCGUGGCCUUCUCCCCGGACGGAGCCUGGUUUGCCUGGUCUCAGGGCCACUGUCUUGUCAAGUUGCUUCCCUGGCCGUUGGAAGGGAUUGAGCCGACCUGCAAAGCUUUAGAAUGCAAGAGCCCGUACCCGAAAGCAGAGGCCAAGGGCCGAGGUGGCUCCAAAGAGAAGACCUUGGAGUGUGGGAAGAUCGUCUGGGGCCUGGCCUUCAGCGCUUGGACUCCUAGCCACCCAAAGAAACACAGCCUGCGGGGGUCAAGUGCUUCCUGUUUGGUCCUGGCCACGGGAUUGAAUGACGGGCAGAUUAAAAUCUGGGAGGUCCAGACAGGCUGUUUGCUGUUCAACCUCUUGGGGCAUCAAGACGUGGUGAGGGACCUCAGCUUCGUCCCUGGCGAGAGCGGCUCCGUCCUGGUCUCUGCCUCCCGCGACAAAACCCUGCGCAUCUGGGACCUGAGCCAGAACGGGAAGCAACUGAAGGUGCUGUCCGGACACGUCCAGUGGGUCUACUGUUGUUGCGUCUCUCCCGAUGGCCAGAUGCUGUGCUCUGCUGCUGGAGAGAAGUCGGCUCUCCUCUGGAGCAUGCGCUCCUACAUCCUCCUCCGAAGACUAGAAGGCCACCAGGGCUGCGUUGUGUCCUGUGACUUCUCCCCAGACUCGGCGCUUCUUGCAACGGCCUCCUAUGACACAUUUGUGAUACUCUGGGACCCCUGUACGGGCGAGCAGCUGAGAUCCCUCUGCCACUUUCCUUUACAGCCCAUUCUGGACCACAACAGUGACUUCCAUUCCAACUCCCUGCGAUCCGUGUGCUUCUCCCCCGAAGGCCUCUAUCUUGCGACUGUGGCGGAUGACAGGCUCCUGAGGAUUUGGGCUUUAGAGCUUGGGAGCCCCGUUGCCUUUGCCUUGGUGAAGAAUGGUCUGUGUUGCACCUACUAUCCACAUGGAGGGAUUAUUGCCACUGGGACACGAGAUGGCCAUACCCAGUUUUGGACAGUCCCCCAGGUCCUGUCCUCCCUUAAGCACCUGUGCCGCAAAGUGCUCCGGGGACGCUACACCACUCACCAAGUCUCGGUGCUGCCCAUUCCAACGAAAAUGAAGGAGUUUCUCACCUACAGAACUUUAUGAGGGUAACUGGGUUGAUGGAGGCGUCCUAUUGGUGAUUUGGGCAGAAUGGCCACUUGCCUUGUCAAGACUCGUGCAAUGGCCUUGUGCUCUGCAGCACCGCAAGGGCCAAAGUCUCCUUUUCUUUUGUGGAGAGUUGUGGUAAGGAAACAUUCAUUCAUCCAGGGAUGUAGGGCUAUGCUUGUUGUCGGCCACAGGAAACCUCAAAUCUCAUUUGCACCAACGGAUUAGUCUUCAGCAUGUUUCACUUGGAAUUUCCAUAGUUGUAAACUUUUCUGAAUUUAACCAACUCUUGUACAGGAAUGUGGCCUCUUUUUUGGAGAGGGAAGAGGCUGCUUCUGGUUUGAGCAAACUUUUAACAAAAGUGCUUUGUCCUUUCGAGUUGAACAUUAUGCACUUAGUUUUCCCGGAAGAUGAAGGCUUCCCUUUGCUGCUGGACAAAGCUAUCCACUGAAAUGAGUUUUUCAUUCCCUCAUCUUACACAAAACUUGAUCUUAUCGGAUGUCAAUUUCUCUGAUGUCAGCACAAUUGGAGGGCAUUUUGCCCAUUUUGUGUGGCAUAGGACCUUGGAGUCGGCUUCCAAGCUAGUCACAGCAGCACUUGCAGAUGCUCUGGUUGGCCAACUAAACCUACAGCACUUCUCUCAUUUGUUUCAUGGGUGAUAUAUUGCAGGAAGGGAAGGCAGGCAAGGAAGAUCCCAAACAAAAUGCCCUUAUAGUAAGGCUUGGCCCACUAGAUCUUGUGGCACGUGCCCUUUGGGAGAGCUGGUUGCCAAAUGAUCGUGUCUUCAGAUUGCCUGUUAACUUACGGCAACAUUGUGAAUUUUGUAGGGGCUUCUUAGGCAAAGAACACUCAGAUGGCUUUACCAAUAUAGGGAGAAGCAAAUGCAUUUUGCACAAACAAAUGAUCAGAUAUACAUUUCAGACUUUAUUCAUUUCAGGGCAUUUUCUUUUUCUUGGAAACUAGAAUCCAAAAUACAAUGUUGUCUCAUACUUCAGCAGCAGCGUUGAAGCAAGAUCUGCUUAUGGUCAUAUUAAUAUGCCCUCAAGCUGUUCUGAUUUAUGCCAACCCUAUCAUCUGAUGCUGUUGGAAGAGGUUUUCGUCCUCCUCUGAAGCUAACAGUGUGAUUUUCCCCAAGGUGACCAAAAGGUUUCUGUGGCCAAGUUCAGAUUCAAAGCCAAGUCUCCUGGACACUUAGUCCAACACCACACUGGCUCUCCAUGGGAUUGGGUGGAAAUGAUUACUAUUUUACAAUACAGGCAUAAAUCACCACUGUAACCCAGUGCAGACCUCAUUCACUUUGUACCACUCCCACCUCAUUCACUUUGUACCAUUCCCUUGCUUUCAGUGAGUCUUGGUACUCUUGUGUCACUUUUGAAAUCGCACUGCUGAAGAUGGAUCAGAAAGUGCUGUUUGAUUAUGUUGAAAACAAAUGAUUCACUGUUUAUUUUUUCAGGUUAUAGUAGCUAGAGGUGACUUAAAGGUGAAAGCCCUGUUUUUUUUGUUUUAAUAUACGUCAAUAGUCUCUCUGUAAUAAAGAAGUACUUAGACUGGA
Anolis carolinensis (green anole) is the source of this 3217-nucleotide messenger RNA. RefSeq names its product WD repeat and SOCS box containing 2 (gene wsb2). Bases 16 to 1665 code for a protein of 549 amino acids. NCBI's taxonomy places the organism in Eukaryota, Metazoa, Chordata, Lepidosauria, Squamata, Anolidae. Gene Ontology annotation, molecular function: protein binding. Gene Ontology annotation, biological process: protein polyubiquitination; intracellular signal transduction. The transcript is spliced from 10 exons. The record is from RefSeq and is a predicted model, not a curated record.